Hyla sarda is the source of this 1229-nucleotide messenger RNA. Its product is annotated as 3-galactosyl-N-acetylglucosaminide 4-alpha-L-fucosyltransferase FUT3-like. Gene Ontology annotation, molecular function: alpha-(1->3)-fucosyltransferase activity. Gene Ontology annotation, cellular component: membrane. The record is from RefSeq and is a predicted model, not a curated record. The transcript is spliced from 2 exons. Lineage: Eukaryota; Metazoa; Chordata; Amphibia; Anura; Hylidae. Bases 153 to 1208 code for a protein of 351 amino acids.
GGGAAUCUGGUGGACAUGCCCAAUAUAUGAGGAAACACUAUGAGGCUUUCUGGCUUUCUACACGAUAUUCAGUCCCUUAUCUCCUGCUAGAAAAUGGUAUGACACUUGUUCUGUCUCCAGUUUCAAGCUGUUCCGUUGUUUCUGCUUAAGAGAUGGAGCUUCAAGGGAAGACACUGACAUUCAGAAAGUAUUUUAUAUUUUUCAUUGGACAAAUGUUCCUUGCAUCCAUUUUAUUUUCAUUCUAUAACUUUACAAAUCCCUCAACAGUAAACAAUGAAGUUUUACCUAUCAGUGUCCUCCAGGAACCCACUAAUAAAAGUAAGAUUAUUCUUGUUUGGACUUGGCCAUUUGGUGAUCGAUUUCCACUAAAUGAAUGUCCACCAUACAAUGAUAUUUCUGGGUGCAUUUACACAGAUAACAUAACAUUGUAUUCUUCUGCAGACGCAAUUGUUAUCCAUCACAGAGAUGUCUGUUAUUCUAAAAAACGGUUACCUCAGAUACCAAGACCACCAAAUCAGUACUGGGUAUGGUUUAACAUGGAGUCUCCAUCACACAGUCCAAACUUGGAUAUCAUGGAUAACCUCAUCAACCUCACAAUGUCUUACAGAGCUGACUCAGAUAUUUUCUCACCUUAUGGUUGGCUAGAGCCAAAUGAACAAGAAGAGAACUUUACAAUUCCUCCAAAGACCAAGCUGGUAGCCUGGGCAAUCAGUAACUGGAACCCACAUUCUAAAAGGGUGCAGUAUUUUCAGAAACUCAAGAAAUAUGUAUCUGUAGAUUUAUAUGGAAGGCAACAUUUAGAUCUGCCACGAAAUGAACAUGAAAACACAUUGUCCAAGUACAAAUUUUAUCUUUCCUUUGAAAACUCAAUUCAUGAGGACUAUAUAACAGAGAAACUCUGGAUGAAUGCAUUGACAUUUGGGUGUGUACCUAUUGUAAUGGGUCCUUCACGUCAAAAUUAUGAACGUUUUAUUCCCAAAGACUCUUUUAUACACGUUGAUGACUUCUCCACAGCAGAAGAACUCGCUAAAUAUAUAUUAAAGUUGGACAAGGAUGAGAAAGCUUACCAACAGUAUUUUACAUGGAGGUCCAGACUCCACCCAAUUGGACAUACCAAUUGGCAGACUCAUUAUUGUCGUGUAUGUAAAGCACUAAAAGAAGUUUCUGCACACAAAACAAUUUCAAGACUUAGAGCAUGGUACAAAUGAUUAUAGGAUUUGUUUUUUUUU